GCGCACGUUCCUCGCAGUCUCUCGUCGUCUCGCCCUUAUUCGCGCCGAUUCAACUCUAUAUUCGCGGGAGUCGCAGCAAGUUGAUUCGCCACCAAAAGUCGUUCGCCCCGUCGUCCUUCAUCGCUGACCUUAACGCGAAACGUUUAUCGUAUGUCGGGCCGGCGAGCCCGCGAUCGCGUUACGAGCGGAAAAACGCCGGGGAUCGGGUAAUUCGCCGCAUCGGACAAUUUUUCGAUAACGGCGCGCGUCGCGUAUCGCUCUUAUCCCCUCCCUCCCUCCUUCCUCUCAUCCCCCCGCUCCAUCAUCCCCCCUUCCGUCCAUUGGCUUUGUGAUUUCUCCCACCUUGGCCGAUCAUUUCGAUUCCCGACCCUUCCCUUCUUCCCUCGUCCUUCCUCGCCUUCCUUCCGAUAGUUCCGAUUCAGUUUACCGAAGUUAGUUGUUUAAGGUAAUACGUUGUGUGCGCAUCGUACUAUCCAACGCUCCUUCUGCAUUUCAUAUCUUCGUAUAUUCGCAGACGUAAAUUACAUCUUUAAUUUUCUCUUUACUUCGUAAUCUCGCAUCUGAUUGAAAUUAAUUGUGUUGUGCGCGAAUCAUCAGACUCAUCGAGGACAACGGCAUCGCGUAUCUCGCGAUAGUAGCGCGCGCGGUAUACUUAGUUUGCAAACGAGUGAAGAGAGAAACACAGAAGAGAGAGAGAGAGAGAGAGAGAGAGGGAAAGAGAGAGACAAAGAGAAAAAGAGAGAGACAGAAGAUUGCAGUGCGACGAAACUUUGCAGAUAUAUAUAUAUAUAUAUAUAUAUAUAUAUAUAUAUAUACAUAUACAUAUAUAUAUAUAUAUAUAUAUAUAUAUACUCAUCGAUCUCAUUCGGCGCGAUCGUUUGUUGGCAAUAUAUUUGCAAUAUCUCUCGCCGGAUAGCCUUCUCUCGCGAAGAGUCCGGCGUGAAGUUUCCGACGGGCUCUUCUUAUUCGCCGCGGGAAAACGACAUCUAGCUCGCGCGGGACACUCGACUUAAACUUCACUAGAUUCGAAAUCUGUGCCCGCAUGCACAUAGCGACCGCGUUGCAUAUUUUAAAUAUCUAACAGCGUGUUUUAAGCGCUCGUUAUUUUGUGAAACACCGUGUUGUAAUAAAACAGCCAAAAUUCGGGUUAAGAGUGAUCCGAAGCCAUCCUACGUGAUGGAUUCAGCCGACGAGCAAGACGUGGAGAAUCCCGGAGGGAUGGCCAACGGUGGCAGCGGUGCUAACGGAGCCAACGGAGCCCACGGAGCCAACGGUGCCAACGGAGCCAACGGACAGCAUCCGACACCGGAAGGCUCUUUAUCAUAUCGUGAAGAGAUUGACGAAUCCGAUCUGGAUGACGAAGUACAGGACGACGAAGACUUACUUUCGCAACCGCUUCAAGGCAGUUCGCAAUCGCCGUUGGACAUUGCGGCGCAAGCUACUGGCGCAUCUUCAUUAGCGCAAUUAAACAGUUUUAUGAACAUGCAUCCGAAUCUUAUGAACAAGCUUAGAAUGCAGUACGGUGAUGCAGAGAUGCAGCAAAGGAACGGUUUGGAAGCUCUACACGCUGCGAUGACUGGCAACUUCAACGUACCCUUUAUCCCGUCCAUAUAUAUGUCGCCACCGCCGCCACCGCCACCGUCACUGCUGCAACAGCAGCCUCCGCAUCCGCAGAGUAAUCAUUCGCAACCGAUCGCGUCGAAUCUCGCAAAUGUUGUCGAGAAUCAAUUAAUGAUAGCCUCGGCCUCGACCUCCGCUUCCGUUAGACCUCCCGCUGCUCCUUCGCAAGCUAUGCGGGGCGAGUCCCCGCAACGAAACUGCAGGAAUAACAGCGAAUCCUCGCAAGGAAGCUCCAGAAAUAACGGAGAAUCUCGGGAGUGUGAAUCUCGCACGGCGCCGGCGAAUAAUCAGCAUCCGUCCGGAUCCAACUGGAACUUUGAAGAGCAAUUCAGACAGCUGUACGAACUCGACGAUAAUCCUGAGCGGAAGGAAUUUCUCGACAAUCUGUUUACUUUUAUGCAACAGAGAGGAACACCUAUCAAUCGGCUACCUAUCAUGGCAAAAUCUGUACUGGAUCUUUUCGAGCUUUACAAAUUAGUGGUCAUGCGAGGUGGCCUGGUCGAAGUGAUCAACAAGAAGCUGUGGCAGGAGAUCAUUAAAGGUCUUCGGUUGCCGGCGAGCAUCACUUCCGCGGCGUUUACUCUGCGCACACAGUAUAUGAAAUAUUUAUACCCGUACGAACAACAAAAGGAAAAUCUCUCGACUCAGGAGCAACUGCAGACGGCUAUCGAGACGAAUCGUCGCGAGAGCCGCAGAAGCAAUUACACCACUUAUGCUACUAACAACGAAAGUAUGGUAGCGCGGAGUCAACACAAUUCGAUGCCAUCGAAUUCGUUGCCAUUGCAGAUGCCACUUAGCAUGGCCCAAAUGGAGCUCCAUGGAUCGCAAUCGCCGUUCGUAAACGGACACCCGCAGCAUCAUUCUCAUAACUCGCAGCAUGUUCCUUCGAAUCUAGGAUCCAACAUUUCAGAAUACAUGAUGAAGAUGUUGAGAGAUAGAAGUAACUCGAUUACCAAUAACUCGAUAAUUCCACAACAGACUGGCAAUACGUCGAUAUCGCCACCGACGACGGAAGCAUUUAGCGCAAUUGAAUUGUCCAAACUGACUCUAUGGAAUUUAUAUAACCAAAAUAAUAAUAAAAUUUAUUCAGUUGGUCAACAAUCCUUCCCUCCGUCAACAUCCCACUCGCCAUUAGGGCCGGCAACUAGCCCGGAACCACAAAGAGAAGCCUUGGAUCUUGCAAACUCUGCACAUAGGUCAAAUCCGGUAUCCCCUCCAAGUGCUAGUAGAUCUGUUAGUUCUCCACCAUCUGGUAAUAUGAAAAGAGACCGAGAUGCUGCGGAACUCUCAUCUCCAACUCCCAAUAAAAGGAUAUUUUCUGAUGAGGAAAAUAUUCCCGAUAGGAACUGUAUGCGCAUUACACAGAUGGUCACUAUGCGAGAGAAUGGACGACGUGAACUAGCAAUUAGCGUGGAUAUCGAUGGUGUAUUAUACGAAGGUGUUUUACCGGCGAAAAAUGACGAUGCCAGUAGUAUAUCAUCAAAUUCAAACACCAUAAAGCGUUCACGAAAUAGCGAAUCGUAAACGAGAAGACGCUUAAUUAAAAUACUUAACUAGAUUUUGUCAUGGCUGAUUCAUGCGGAACAAAUCAGCCAUGAAAAUCUAUUGUAAUAUAAAAAAAACGUUCCAACGUUGGUGCACCGUUGAAAUCUCUUGGAAGCGAUAAUAUCCAAAAGAGAAAAUUUACCAACGAAAAACUAUUGUGGAAUUAUUCUUCAUUAUUUCAAUCAUGUUUACAAUCUGUUGGACAACAUAUAUAUAUGAAGUGUUUAUCACGACUUAUUCAGACGCUUCAUGUAUUCAAGCAAUGCAAUAAUCUCCUAUCUUCUACCUUUUUAUCGGUAGUUUUUUUUAAAUAUAACUUUGUAUUUAAUGUGAUUUUUUUCCAGAACGAAUGUCUCGAAUGCUCAAAAGAUGAUCGUUCCGCUCAGAAAUUAAUAGUAUUGUAUAAUUCCAUAAUAGUUUUACCGAUAAUUUUUAGAAAUAAGAAUAUUUGUAAAAAAAAGCGAGAAAAAAUAAACUGUGUAAUUAUUUGUACAUAAUUGAUAAACGAAAAAUUAAAUAAAAUGAAUUACACAGACGCCUACUUUUAUUUUUAUUUUUACUUUUAUUUUAUUAUUAUUACUGUGUCACGAUAUGCAAUAUAUAAUCAUGUAUCGAUCCACUAAUCUCUUACUGCUCAUUAUGCAUGGAUUAUGGCAGCAUUAGAAAUGUGAAAUAGCGAUUUUUUAUGAGUUAUCGAAAUAAAUUAAUUUUUUCGUGCAUUUGAUAUAUAUAGGUCUAUAAAAUAUAUCAAACACUUUUCAAUUUUUAGAUUCUAGAUACGUAAUUAGAAAUCACUUAUUAUAAAGUUUGCUUUUGCCAAAAAUAAAAAUGAGAUCUAUGAGAUUGAA
Messenger RNA from Cataglyphis hispanica, 4013 nucleotides. RefSeq names its product protein dead ringer-like (gene retn). Gene Ontology annotation, cellular component: nucleus. Bases 1177 to 3144 code for a protein of 655 amino acids. Gene Ontology annotation, molecular function: DNA binding. The record is from RefSeq and is a predicted model, not a curated record. Gene Ontology annotation, biological process: regulation of transcription by RNA polymerase II. The transcript has 9 exons. NCBI's taxonomy places the organism in Eukaryota, Metazoa, Arthropoda, Insecta, Hymenoptera, Formicidae.